Molecule: messenger RNA, 652 nt
Organism: Eurypyga helias (sunbittern)
Lineage: Eukaryota; Metazoa; Chordata; Aves; Eurypygiformes; Eurypygidae
Product: selenium-binding protein 1-like
Exons: 6
Molecular function (GO): selenium binding
Source: RefSeq, a predicted model, not a curated record
AUGGACAGAUGCAGAGUUCAGUGCUACGAGUACCCCACCUGCCCGGAUGUUGUGAAAGGCAAGUCCCCUGGAGCCUGCUCCCCAGCCCCUAGAGAGGAGAUCGCCUACGUGACCUGCACCUACAGGGAAACGUGCAUCGACCAACCCGACUUCCUGGCCACCAUCGACCUCAACCCCAGAUCUCCCUGUUAUUGCCAGGUGAUCCACCGCCUGCCCAUGCCCAACCUCAAGGACGAGCUGCAUUCCUCGGGGUGGGCCGCUGGCUGCACCUGCUCCGACAGUUGCUCCACGAAAAGGAACAAGCUGAUCCUUCCCUGUUUGAUUUCUUCCCGCAUUUACGUGGUGGAUGUGGGUUCGCAGUGCCGGGCUCCCAAGCUGUGCAAGAUGAUUGAGCCGGUGGAUGUCUUCUGGAAGUGCAACAAGGGGUACCUCGGGGUAAUCCACAGCCUGCCGUGUGGCGAUAUAUUGAUUUCCAACAUGGGAGAUCCAGCUGGCAAUGGGAAAGGUACAGUCCCCUGGAACUAUCCCAGUUGUGAGCCCCCCAGCGGAUACGACUUCUGGUACCAGCCGCGCCACAACGUUCUCAUCAGCUCGGCUGGCUUAGUCCCGAAACGGGCAGGAUAUGGAUUUAAUCCCAAUGACUUCAAAAAAG